Molecule: messenger RNA, 1852 nt
Organism: Pocillopora verrucosa
Lineage: Eukaryota; Metazoa; Cnidaria; Anthozoa; Scleractinia; Pocilloporidae
Cellular component (GO): nucleus
Molecular function (GO): protein binding
Source: RefSeq, a predicted model, not a curated record
UGACUGGUGUUUUGAGGUAUUUACACGCAAACUAGUAGAAAAGUUAGAUUACAUCUCCAAAAUUUAUCUGAAAAUAGAUCCCUAGCACUAACCUUCCGUUUGCUUUUCCAUACUGAACUGCUUUUUCAAUCAAGUGUUUAUACUGAGGCAUUUUGGACGCAGCCAAGAGCAGUGAUGGAUUUGUUGUCGCAUCAGUAGGUUUGUACUUAGAAAUGGCUAAAAAGAAAAAUCACAUAGGUUGAGCUACUCCAAGCAAACAGCAAAUCCUUCGAAAAAUCAUCUCUCUCUCUUACAUUCGAAAUCGCCUGUAUCAGCGACGACGGUGGUGAAUUUCUUUAGCUGCUCAAGAGAAGAAGCCAUCGUUCCUGCCUGCAACUUGUAAAUUUCUUUAAAGUUUGUUUGAGUCACGGGAAUGAGGCGGUCAGCGGGUUUAUAAUAAGGAAUUGUUUUGAGCAGCGGUGUUGCAAAUAACAAUAAAAACAAGAUGGCGGACGGAGCGCAGUUAACAAGCGCUGCGGCUACAGGCGACGAAAAGGUGGUGAAGGCGAUUUUGGAUCAAGGAGUGGACGCAAACUCAUUUUCACCAGAAGGCUUCAGACCUCUUUGCAUUGCAGCUUUUUGGGGUUACAGCGGCAUUGUACAACUUUUGCUAGAUCGAGGAGCUGACAUUGAUGCGUGCAACAGAGGCACAAAUUGGACAGCCCUGCACUGUGCAACAUUCCAAGGACAUGGAAAAGUUGUAAUGCUACUAAUGAAUCAUAACCCAGAUCUGACAAUUAGAGACAACCUUAGCAGAUCAGCAAUUGACUUUGCAUCUGCACUUGAUGGGAUAUGGCCAUUUUUUGCAGCUGCAGGAUGUAAAAGGACACCCAAAGCUGAGCUUAUUCAAAUGGAUAUUGUAAAGAAGGUUGAAAUUGGAGAAGAAAAAAUUCCAAACACAGAUAGAGCAUACUUUUCACGCCCUGGUUCAGCAUAUAUUUUCAAGACACCAACACUGCGAGGGGAUAGAACACAGCAUAGCUACCAGCAACAAGCUGCAUUAAACAAUGGUGAUGUCUUGACAGCUAGCGAUUCUUCACCUCGAAGCUCUCGCAUGGAUGGCCCUGCAUUCUCGGUGUGGAGGAGCUGAUAAAUGCUUUUUUAUUGAGAGCUAAAGAAGGAGGGAACUUAAAAAUUUGAGAUGCCUUCUUUUUCAAAUUCAGGGGAAAUUUCUAAGGAAAUAGAGCACAUUGAGGGCAAUCAGUCUUAACUUAUAGUGGUGUUGAAACUUCAAGAAGAACUGCAUCAGAAAUUUUUUCCAAUGAGACAAUAAUCAAUUACAGAUACAGUCACUCAAGAAGAAAUAGAUUGAGAGGGACAAAACACAGUGUGAUCAUAUCUUGCUGAUGGCUGGCUCACAGAACAUAGUCACAUACUCAUACUGACAGCUUUUAAAAUAUAGCAGUGUGGAGGUUUUACAUGGUUAUCUAAUAUGGAUUAAAGUUCAUUGAAACUUUGUCAUGCAUACUUAUGCAACUUAAUUCAUAACAAAAAUCAUUGCUGGAAUACACAGUAGUGAUAUUUUUGAUAGGACUAUAUUUCUAUUUUUUGUGCUAUUAAAAAAUUUUUUUAUGUAGAGUGCAUGCUUGGACAGAUCAAUUGUGCUGCCUUUAAUAUGCAUUCACCUAAAGUUCUGCUUGAUAGAAAGCUGAAUAAUAUUGAGGGAAAUUUCCUCAAAAGUUAACAGUAGAAGUUUUAAAAUUUGCCUUGGAUUACUAACUAAGGCAGUCAAGUUAUUGUUAAGUGCAGGCAAGAGCUCCUGUUUGUUGUAAAUUUGUACAAGUGUUUUUUUUUUGUCAUGUUUCAGAUUGAU